Molecule: messenger RNA, 1253 nt
Organism: Myripristis murdjan (pinecone soldierfish)
Lineage: Eukaryota; Metazoa; Chordata; Actinopteri; Holocentriformes; Holocentridae
Gene: psmb8a
Product: proteasome 20S subunit beta 8A
Exons: 6
Coding region: 152-973 (273 amino acids)
Cellular component (GO): proteasome core complex; cytoplasm
Molecular function (GO): threonine-type endopeptidase activity
Source: RefSeq, a predicted model, not a curated record
UUUUUUAAAAAAGAACACUUUCACUUUCGGGUUCUUUGUCGCCAACAAGGAAAUCAUCCCCGAUGCCGUACUAAGUGAGUCGCAUUUGACAUUUUUUCAAAGCUUUUCUCCUUAUCUUUAGAAACAUUCAACAUUUAAUUGCACUAUAGUCAUGGCCCUUUUCGAAGUAAGCGGGUUUAAGCCUGAACUUCGUGGGAAGAUUACUGCGGCAGGACAGACGCACGUCGUUGAUCGGCCUAAUCACUACACUUUCGGGACCAAAACUCAGGAAUUCGCUGUGCCAUUGGGUGUAGACCCCUCUGGGUUUCUCAAGUCCUGCAGCCAAGACGGUGGGGUGUGUAUAGACCUGAACCAUGGCACGACCACCCUGGCGUUCAAGUUCAGGCAUGGGGUGAUCGUGGCAGUGGACUCCAGAGCCUCAGCUGGCAGUUACAUAGCGUCAAAGGAGGCCAACAAGGUGAUAGAGAUCAACCCCUACCUGCUGGGGACGAUGUCAGGCAGCGCUGCAGACUGCCAGCACUGGGAGAGGCUACUGGCCAAAGAAUGCAGGCUGUACAAGCUGAGGAACAACCACAGGAUUUCUGUGGCUGCCGCCUCCAAACUGCUGUCCAACAUGAUGCUGGGAUACAGAGGCAUGGGACUCUCCAUGGGCAGCAUGAUCUGUGGAUGGGACAAGCAGGGCCCUGGUCUCUACUAUGUUGAUGACAAUGGGACACGUCUGUCUGGCCACAUGUUCUCCACCGGCUGUGGGAACAGCUACGCCUAUGGUGUGGUGGAUAGCGGCUACCGGGAGGACAUGACGGUGGAGGAGGCAUAUGAACUCGGCCGUCGGGGUAUUGCUCACGCUACACACCGGGACGCCUACUCUGGCGGGGUGGUCAACAUGUACCACAUGCAGGAGGAUGGCUGGAUAAAGGUGUGUAAGGAGGAUGUCUCAGAGCUGAUUCACCGCUACAGGAAGGGCAUGUUCUGAAUCUGACCCCAGAUCAGCUCAGACCAACCUUGGCACUCUUUGCACAAGGUCCAUAAAUUAGGGGUUUCCUUCCAAAAUCAUACAUUUGUCGUACAAAAUAUUGUGUUUUUGAGUUGAAGCCGUAGUGAGUAAUGAUGGAUAACCCAUUUUGGAAAGAAACUCUUCACUGAAGUGCAAAGAUGUGUGAAUAAGAGCAUGGUCUGGUUCUGACUCUGGUUCAGUAUCCAGUGCAAUGUGAAAACAUGAAGUGCUACAAAGAACCAUUUCUUUCCCUGUAUAA